CAAACACAUCAAAACUGUAAAGAUAACAUUUUUCUUUCUUCUUUUCAAAAUUCAGAUAAAUAUAUAACCAAAGAACAAUGAACUAAAAUCAAAAUAUUUUUCCUCUUUUAUACUUGACAGAAAUCAUGGCUUUUCUGCCUUCAGUUAUAGUAGGCAGCACCCUUAAGCUCGAACCUGAUUUCAAGAAACCUACACUCGCUUCUUUACCAUUAGAAAAGAGAAAUCAUAGUCCUAUGAUUUUGGAUAAAGCUUUGGACCCAUUCAAUCUUGACUUCAGAGAAGCACUUUCACUGAUAAAAGAAGGUGAAAAGAAAGUGGAAUCAGCUGCUUAUGUUCCACUAUUACAAGAAUGUAUCAAGAAUAAUUCAGUUUCAGAAGCUGAAGCAAUUCAUGCCCACAUAAUCAAAAUGGGUAUCCAUGAGGACUUGUUUCUCAUGACAUUCUUAGUUAAUGUGUAUGCGAAAUGUGGGACUAUGGAUUGUGCACGUAAGGUUUUCGAUAAUUUGCCUAAAAGAAAUGUUGUUACCUGGACAUCCUUGAUGUCUGGCUAUGUUCACAAUGCACAGCCGGAGGUAGCUAUUUCCGUGUUUCAGGAAAUGUUGGAAGUUGGUGGAUUUCCCACGAAUUAUACGUUAGGUGUUGCAUUCAAAGCUUGCUCUUUGUUGGCUGAUUUCGAGUUAGGAAAGCAGAUUCAUGGGUAUGUGGUAAAAUAUGAAAUUGAGGAUGAUACAAGUAUUGGCAAUGCUCUUUGUAGCUUGUAUUGCAAAAGCGGUAAUCUGGAAUCUGCUGUUAAAGCAUUUCGGAGGAUUUCUGAUAAGAAUGUGAUCUCUUGGACAACUGCUAUAUCUGCCUGCGGAGAUAAUGGGGAUUCUGCAAUGGGAUUAAGCCUUUUUGUUGAGAUGCUUUGCGCGAAUGUGGAGGCUAAUGAGUUCACAUUGACAAGCGUAAUGAGCAUGUGUUGCAUAAUGCAGGCUCUAAAGAUGGGAUCACAAAUUCAUUCUUUGAGCAUUAAACUAGGGUAUGGUUCUAAUUUACGAGUAAUGAAUUCAAUUAUGUACUUAUACUUGAAAAAUGGAUGGAUUAUAGAGGCAAAAAAGCUGUUUGAUGGAAUGGAGACAAUUAGUUUGGUUACAUGGAAUGCAAUGAUUGCAGGUCUAGCUCAAAUGAUGGAUCUUGCCGAGGAUGGUAUCAUCAAUGCGCAUUCCAGUGGUAUUGAGGCGCUGAACACUUUUCUGAGACUGCAUCGAUCAGGGAUGAAGCCUGAUUUAUUCACCUUCUCAAGUGUGUUAACUGUAUGUAGUAGUUUGGUUGCUUUGGAACAAGGGGAGCAAAUCCAUGCUCAGGUUAUUAAGUCCGGUUUUUUGUCUGAUGUUGUAGUGGGAACUGCCCUAGUUAACAUGUAUAGUAAAUGUGGAAGCAUUGACAGGGCAAGUAAAAUUUUUGUGGAGAUGUCUACGCGAACUUUGAUAUCUUGGACAUCUAUGAUUACUGCCUUCGCACAACAUGGCUACUCUAAACAAGCAUUACAGCUAUUUGAGGAUAUGAGGUUCGUAGGAGCUAGACCAAACAAGGUUACAUUUGUGGGCGUGCUCUCCGCAUGUAGCCAUGCUGGACUGGUUGAAGAGGCAUUGGCAUAUUUUGACAUGAUGAAAAAAGAGUAUAAAAUUAAGCCCGUGAUGGACCAUUAUGCAUGCUUGAUUGAUAUGUUUGUGAGGUUAGGUAGGAUAGAUGAAGCUUUUGACUUCGUAAAGAAGAUGGAUUUUGAGCCUAAUGAAUUUAUAUGGUCACUUUUAAUAGCGGGCUGUAGAAGCCAUGGGAAAUCAGAGCUCGGCUUUUAUGCUGCUGAACAACUACUAAACCUGAAUCCGAAAAAUUCAGAGGCUUACUUCUUGUUGUUAAACAUGUACCUCUCAACGGAGAGAUGGAAGGAUGUUUCCAAGGUGAGAAAGUUAAUGAAAGAUGAAAAAAUUGGAAAGCUAAAGGAUUGGAGCUGGAUCAGCAUCAGGGACAAAGUUCAUUCAUUUAGAACAGGUGAUCGGUUGAAUCCUCCAUAUGAAAAUAUAGACAAUUUCUUAAGGGAUUUGGAUGACAAAGCAAGUACUAUGGGAUUUGAGUUACAGACAACAUUGGAGCUGCGAACUGAAGAAGAUGAUGAAGCAGCUUUUCCUAGAGGUCGACACGGUGAGAAGUUGGCUGUUGCGUUUGGAUUGCUGAGCACACCAAGUGCUGCACCCAUCCGAGUUAUUAAGAGUAUUAGCAUGUGUAGAGAUUGUCACAGCUUUAUGAAAUUCAUCUCACAGCUAACUUCAAGAAAAAUCCUCAUUAGAGAUAGUAAAAGGCUGCACAAAUUUGUAAAUGGACAUUGUUCUUGUGGUGAUUUUGGUAGUCUUGUUUAAUUCUUUCUCAAAGCCUUGGCUUUCUUUACUUUCUUGAUUAUCAAUUUUCUUGUCAAGUUUCUGUUCUCUAAUUCCACGCAAUACCAUAAUGUCCUAAAGGUUCUUCAUUGACUGAUCAGUAGAUCAUGUAGCUUGUCAUAUGAAAGGAAAAUCAGAAAACAAAUAGUGGCUUAUAUUAA
Molecule: messenger RNA, 2575 nt
Organism: Nicotiana tabacum (common tobacco)
Lineage: Eukaryota; Viridiplantae; Streptophyta; Magnoliopsida; Solanales; Solanaceae
Product: putative pentatricopeptide repeat-containing protein At5g52630
Biological process (GO): RNA modification
Molecular function (GO): zinc ion binding; protein binding; RNA binding
Source: RefSeq, a predicted model, not a curated record